UUUUACAGGGGUAAAUCAGUGUAAAAUUAUAUUUGAUGUGGACACAUCAUGCUGUAAGCAAGUUUGUAGAAAGGAGUAAAAUCAAUAAGUGAUGAUUCUCUUCUCGUCCAUCAUGCGGUUUCCUUUGGCUGUUGGUGCCAACGCAGUCGGCCAUGGGGUGUGAAAUGAAUUGACCGUCCACACGCUCGGCGGGGGGGCGUCACAAGGCAAGCUCUGGGACAAUCUGUGUGCGUGUGGGGUCAGGACAGGCUCAUGGAUGACUCUGAAGACUUCGUGGACCUCUGCUCCAAGCUCCUGAGGAGGGUGCGCAAGCGGGAGGCCGGCGAAAGGAAGUACACUGAGGACGAGAGCCGACCACCGAACGGUGUCAAAGAACGAGCCAAACGGAAGAGGCUGAGGAUUGACUCGAACCAGGUUUUGGAGGGACCACGUGGCAGCCAGACGACCAACAGGUCUCAAGCCUCGUUUUCAUUACGGAGCGAUGAGCGUGGAGGGCUCAAAAAAGCUUUAGAAGAUGCUGUGGUGGUCGCCAGACCAACCCCUGAGGUGACGGUACCUGAGUCGACCCUGAAGCAGCAGCCCCUGAGGGCGAAGGACAAGGUGGUGAGCAGGAUGCAGCAGUUCAAAUGGGUCAGUCCUCAGAAGCUGAAGUUGAAUGGGUGCGAGGAGCCUGGGAGCGAGAAGCUGCAUGUAGGCAUCCUUACUCCACCUCGAGAGCAAGAGCCCACCGCGACCCCUGCCCCAGACCCCCAGGGGGACGAAGCCCUGGCCCUCAGGCUGCAGCAGGAGCUGGACAGGGAGGCGCAAUCGGACCUGGUGGACUUGGAGGAGGGGGGACUCUUCUUCUGUCAGAUCUGUCAGCGGGACCUGUCCACCAUGAACGCCCUGUGUCGUGCACAGCAUAUCAACAGGUGUCUGGACAAGAGCGAGGACAGAGCCCCACCCAUGCGGGCCCCACCCCAAAUUCCAGAGUGUCCCAUCUGUGGGAAGGGAUUCAAGUCCGAGAAGAGCAAAGUCGCCCACUUGAAGCGGUGUUCGACGGAUAUGGGCGUGGCACCCGCCGUGCUCAUGGAGGCGCUGCAGAGGCAGGCAGCAGAGGUAGCAGAGAGGGGCAGCAGCACCAACCAACCGCCCCUGCCAGACAGGCCCAAGAAGAAGGGGCCUAGGAAAAAGCCUGUUACCCUGGACGAGGACACCAUGGUGGCCAUGGCCCUGUCGCGCUCCAUGCUGGAACAGGACAAGGAGAAAGAGGUGCUUCAGGAAGGCCAGCGAGGGGCAGCACAGGCUCUUUCGGCUCAGCCGGCUCAGCCCCUGGGCUCGAGGGCAGGCCGCGGUAAGACAUGCAGGAAGAAGGGAGCUCCUCCGGCGCCGCCCCCUCUCCUCCUCAUUCAGGAUCCGCGGGACGUCCUCCUUCGGCUGCAGAAUCGAAUUGCAGCCCUUCUGCUCCGCACGCAGCCCGAAAGGCCCCCCACGCCUCGCCUUCCUGCCAGCAGCCUUGCGCUCUGGACAGGUGCUGCUCCCUUAUGGCAGAAGAGCGCGCUGCGGGAGGGGGGACCGCUCUCCACUCUGGACUUCUACACUCCAGAACUGAAGCCCUGGGUCCCGGCAAACGUGGUGAAGCUGAACCCGGAGGGACCUUGUCAGACGGCAGCCGGGACACCGAGGGACUCUCUGCUCGAAGCGAGAUGCAGUUCCAGUCCCAGUCCUGCUGCAAAGAGAUCGGAGCCCAUCCCCCCUCCUGCCAGCUCUCCGCCACCAGUGGGCAACCAGACUCUCUGUGACCUCAUGGACCUGGCUGAGGAGGGCAUGACUCUGACGCAGUAUGGUGGAGUGACCACAUGGGCACACACACACACGUACAAAGAGCAGCUGGACCCUCUGCCGAAUGGCUUUGAACCAGUGGCUGAAGCUGCUGCUCAGAGCACGGCACCUCUGUCCAGACUGGCCACAGACCUCGCCAGCAUGGUCAACAACCCACAGCUGAGCGAUGUCCAGCUGCAGGUGGACAGCGGGGACGUCUUCUUCACACACUCCUUCGUGCUGUAUGCUCGCUGCCCCCUGCUGGCGCAGAGUGUUCACGACUCUGGCUUCGGGGUGCAGGAGGAGGGAAUGCCCCUUGUGCAAAGGGUGCUGCUGGGGGAGGUGCCGGUGGACGCUGUGCUGGCCCUGCUGCAGUAUCUGUACACCGGCUGCUGCCCCCUCACGCCUGCACUGGUGACACGGGUCCAGGAGCUGGCGGUCAGGUUUCAGCUGAAAGAACUACAGGAAUUGUGCCAGCAACAUGCAGGAAAAACACAGCUGGAACCCUGGGGCAUGGAACUUGAGCAGAACGAUGAGGAAGAGGAGGCGCGCAAUAAAGAGCAAAAUUUUAUGGAGCUCCUCCACUCCAUGUGGGAUGGAGAGGAGGAAGAGGGGGGCAUACAUGGCAAGUACAGACAGGAGGGAACCGGCAGCCCUCUACUGGGAGAUGUGGAGCCAGGGGACGAGAGGGUGGAUGAAGAUGAGCUGGAGGAGAUCUACGAGUUUGCAGCCACGCAGAGGAAGCUUGAGUCUGGGGGCAACAUUGGGGAAGAUGAUGAAGAAGAGGAUGGAGAAGAUUGUCACGCAGACACGGAGGAAGGGGAGGGACUUAUGGAGAGGGGAGGUGGUGAUUGUAUGUCAGGAAAAAGACUGUCCCUUGUGAAAGCAGGAGCUUUCAUAGAGAAGCUCAACUCACAAGGAACAGAUGAACCAAAGGAGGACUCUCCACCUUCUCAGGACUCCAUGGUCAGCUGUCACUCGCUCAGAGAUGGAUCUGCAGCUGGAAACCCACCGGAGGGACAGGUAUAUCAGAUGACUGCCGACAUGAUGGAACAGCCUGCUCUAUUCACAGUUUCUUGUGCAGAAGCUGCAAUGGGACCAGAUGACACAGGGCUAGUGGGGUCAUCAAAACCUAGUUCAGUCCACAGUCCUAACACCAGUGCAGACAGGAGCUACAGUCGCUUGUUCUCUCAGUCUUGGGGAACUUGCACAGAGCCAUCUCCAUCUCAGCCUCCUCCCCACACCCCGUCAGCCUCCCUCGCUGCUGAUUUUCAGUGUAUGGAGCAGCCAGCUGUUGGUGUCUUCACACCAGUUCCUAGUAGAGCCUCUGGGCACCAAGGGGUUGUCAUUGACCUUUCCGUUAGCCCUUCCCCUGACCCGUUGGAGUCCUCAUUGCCCAUAACAGGUGUCUCCCCAGGGUCCACAGAAGGCAAGGAUCCGGAGGUCAUAGGAAGGAGUUCCUCCUUCGCUGGAGAUCCUGAAGUUCCUCUUGGUCAUAGCCAAACAGAGACUAGUCACGUAGAAAAAUGUAUUCCUAGCUCUUCGGGGAAGACUAUUUGCUCGACGAGGGACACCCGUCCCGUGACUCCAGACUUGAUUGUGGUCUCGGAUUCUGGUGACGAGAUGGAUUUCAGUACAGGGAAUAUGGAGGCUAAAUUGCCUCCUAUCUCGAACCAGCAGCCUCAAAUUUCAGUGAAUGUAGGAGAAAAGGCAGUUAAUCCUGAAGUUCACUCCUGUAAUGCCCAUGCUCCGGUGCGCCUUUCCCCUAGUCUCCCAAUGAACGGCUCUGCUGAAAUAUCCUGGCUCAUCCCGUUUACACCGGUGCAGCCCCAAAAAACAACCCAAACUGGUUCCACGCAGACAUACAGUAGCAUGUGCCGAACAAACCUUUUCACCAGGUCACUUAGAGACGAAUCUAGAUCACUGUCUCCAUCCUCCUCAUUUGCUUCACCCCAGAUACCACACACCUUGACUGGUCUCAAGCGUACUGAGAGGUUGCAGCACCAAGCUGGAGUUGGGCCACAUAUUGUAGACUCUACAAAAUUCUUGGAGAGACCAGCAAACAAUAGUUCUACUUCAAACCUCAAGGUUGGAUCAACUUGUGGGUUGAGUAAAGGAGAGGGGUCUUGGUAUAGGAGCAGCAACGUAGUGCUUCUCAAUUCUGGCCUGAUGGGUGACUCUCGCAAGCCUGAAAUCGAGCCAAAGGAAAGUCCUCCCGCAUCCAUAAUCCCUUCGUCUCAACUUGAGACGUCUAGGCGGACCUCCAGCCAACAUAGAAGCUUUGUUCUAGGUGACACUGACUGUAGUGGUGUCCCUCCAAAUGCCAGCAGCACCCCACUCCACCUAAAGGUUCCUGACCGCUUGUGUGCAGCUCGGCCCUCCCUUCCCCAGAGCGACCACGUUCUGGGGUCAAACCGGAAAAGCCCCAUUUGCCGAGUGACUGGAAACAGAAUACAGUCUGCAGAUGAACGCUGCUCAGAGAACCAGCAGGGGGAUGAUCCAGGGUCCCUGCACCUUUCUGUCAUUUUGCCAUCCCCUUGGCGGGAUGCAGAAAUUGGAAGCAGGCUCAGGGAGUCUCCAGAUAGGCACGGGUUCCUCGCAGGACCAAACUGCAUUGAGAGCUCAGACAUGGCGAGGUUCUCUAAGAGCAACGGGAACCUUCCUGAAGGAGAGGAGGAGAGCUCUCUGGCCCAGCAACCCAGAGAGCUGGGCCAGUUCUGUGCAGCCGAAGAGCCACCCAUACCGUUUGAUGACUCCUGGGGGGAGGGUGCUCACUUUAGCCUCAGGAUGGACUCCAGUGGUGGGGUUAGUCCACCCUCGCUCAUUCCUCCCGCCAUCGGUCAGGAUACCCCCAAGAACAUCCCUGAGCCCAGUGCCACCAUGCUGGACUCUAAACUCUGGGAUGAAUGGGAAGGGGACGAGGAGGAGGAUUUGGAUCUCCCUUUGUCCCAAAGAGCGUGUCCCAGAGGAGCAGCUCCAAGAGUAGCACAGCUCAGGACUCCAGUGACAUCCCACAGGAAGGGCAACCCCCCCCUUGAGCCUAUCACCCCUAUGCCAGCAUUUUCAGACAUGGAAACACCUGAGCUAAAGAACCAGCUGAACAAGUUUGGGGUGCGUCCACUACCCAAGCGCCAGAUGGUUUCAAAGCUCAGGGAGAUCCAUCACUAUACCCAUCAGCUGCUGAGCUCCGACUCAGAGAGCAAGGGCCUGGUCCUGAGCCCAGAUCCCCCCAAGGCCGCAGCAUUCAAGGAGCCAACGGGAAUCAUGCUCAAGACGUGUCCCAAAGCUCCACCUGCCGGGCAGGGGGAGGAUGGUCAGAGGGAUGGGGAUGAAGAGGUGCUGUCGGCCUCUCAGAGCUCCACCACGUCGUCCGCUGCGGCCAGUGAGGACUCUAACAGGUCCAACCCAGAGUUGUGCCCUCAGUCCGAUGAUGACUCCGACAGCGAUGGGUUGACACCAUCUCAGGCGGUGUCCCGUGAUGCAGCUAAGCUGCAGGCGGUCCGGAACUUUCUGCAGUCAGACUCUGAGCUCUACGGGCAAAUCCUGCAGUACCAACCGCUUGUCCUGGCCCACCUGCAGGCCCGGCUGAAGGCGGCUGGUAUCCGCCUGGGAGCAGCCAAGCUGCUGGACUUCCUGGACUCACAAUGCAUCACUUUCACCACAGCCAAUCGUACGAAACCCAGUGUGUCCAGGCGGAGGGGCCUUGGUCGGGGGCGGGGCCGCAGGCGUGGAGGGAAAGCAAAGGCCUUGUCGUGAGACAGGACAACCGUAAAGAUUGAAAGCAAGCUGGUGAGAAGAGGGGGAGCAGGGUGGGAUCGGAGGGGGUGUGUCCUGUCCUUGUCUAAACUGCUCCGAAUGGGGCUCAGAGCCGUGACCUAGAAAUUUCUAGAGCCCGAUGGAGCUUUGCAAUUCGACACAGGUGUCAUGUGGUCGGCCUACCAAGGAUGUCACAGUGCCAUAAACAGAGCUGUACUCUAGAAUCCACCCUGCCUAAGCUGCAGUGCAAAGAUAAAGUUUGUGUGU
This is a messenger RNA of Scleropages formosus (Asian bonytongue), 5823 nucleotides long. RefSeq names its product SLX4 structure-specific endonuclease subunit homolog (S. cerevisiae) (gene slx4). The coding region runs from base 253 to 5556 and encodes 1767 amino acids. The record is from RefSeq and is a predicted model, not a curated record. NCBI's taxonomy places the organism in Eukaryota, Metazoa, Chordata, Actinopteri, Osteoglossiformes, Osteoglossidae. The transcript has 13 exons. Gene Ontology annotation, cellular component: nucleus; Slx1-Slx4 complex. Gene Ontology annotation, molecular function: protein binding. Gene Ontology annotation, biological process: DNA repair; resolution of meiotic recombination intermediates; DNA replication.